This is a messenger RNA of Cyprinus carpio (common carp), 2997 nucleotides long. Its product is annotated as cotranscriptional regulator ARB2A homolog. The record is from RefSeq and is a predicted model, not a curated record. Lineage: Eukaryota; Metazoa; Chordata; Actinopteri; Cypriniformes; Cyprinidae. Gene Ontology annotation, molecular function: siRNA binding. Gene Ontology annotation, cellular component: nucleus. Gene Ontology annotation, biological process: regulatory ncRNA-mediated heterochromatin formation.
GCAGUAGUAUUUCUGUAGUGGUGUGUCCAUGCCUAUCAGAGCCAGCAUCUUCCUCUUCUGUUUAGUUCGGAUAACUAUGGCCCAGCUCUUGGCACAAGAAGAAAAAGAAAAAACGACUGCACUAAAAGAUUUAUUGUCCAGGAUCGAUUUAGACGAGCUGAUGAAAAAAGACGAGCCUCCACUGAACUUUCCUGAAACUCUGGAUGGGUUUGAAUUAGCCUUUAACGAACAUGGUCAGUUGAGACACAUACACACAGGGGAGCCGUUUGUCUUCAACUAUAAAGAGGACCUGCAUAGAUGGAACCAGAAAAGAUAUGAAGCAUUGGGAGAGAUCAUUACAAAGUAUGUUUAUGAACUCCUGGAAAACGACUGCAACCUGAAGAAGGAGAUCCUCCCCGUUGAUUCAACUGUGGAUGAACCGAAAAGCUUUAUUUAUAUGAGCGAGGAUGCCCUCACUAACCCAGAGAAGAUCAUGGUUCUCAUCCAGGGCAGUGGAGUGGUAAGGGCAGGCCAGUGGGCUCGACGCCUCAUCAUUAAUGAAGACCUCAACAGUGGGACGCAGAUACCCUUCAUUAACCGUGCCAAAGAGGAGGGCUACGGGGUGAUUGUGCUGAACCCCAACGAGAACUCUCUGGAGGUAGAGAAGGUUCCGGAUUCAGCCAAGAAACCAUCCCCGGAUGCCUCUGAUGAGCCGGCUGAAAAGAGAGAGAGGAUGGAAGAGCGGGAGAACAAGAAAAAGAAGGACUUUUAUGAGAAGUAUCGCAACCCACAGAAGGAAAGAGAGAUGGAGCACAUCCCGAUACGAGAAAACAGCACUCCAGAGGAACACACACUCUAUGUGUGGGACCACUUCAUUUCUAAAUCACUUGCGAAAAACAUCUUCAUUGUGGCACACAGCUAUGGCGGCUUGUCAUUCGUGAAUUUGAUGAUUCAGCGAGAAGCAGAAGUGAAGAAUCGUAUCCGUGCGGUGGCCAUGACUGACUCUGUCCAUAACGUCUGGCACCAGGAGGCCAACAAGUCCAUUCGGGACUGGCUCAGAGAGCACUGCUGUAACUGGGUGUCGAGUCCUGAGCCCCUGGAUACUCUGGUGGACCCCAUGCUUAAUGACUGCCCUCGUGUUUCAGCAGGUACUGAGAAGCAUGAGUUAACUUCAUGGAAGAGCUUCCACUCCAUCUUCAAGUUCUUCAGAGAUGCCCUUAAGGACCACGAGGAUGAGUCCUCCUCCAGCCCGGUCACCACACGCAGCUCCCACCGUAUAAAAAACGAAGACUUAUAAAGGGCUCGCAGAUCCCAACCUAGAGCCCCCUUCGUCCCCUCUUAGUUCUUUUUCUCUUCUGUUCUUUUUAUGAAAAUAUUUCGCCUUGAAGCCCUCCUCCCAGUGAAUUGCAUGACUCUGAGGAGUGCAGGGUCAGUCUGUAUACAUCAGAAUAGCGUUUUGCAUUACUUCUGGAUGAGUGCAACUGUCAAAGCAAUAUGGCUUCACUGCUUGUCCCUCCUGUGGGCCGCUGUGUGGAUUUGGUGGUGGCCCAUCGGUGGCCAGAUUAAGGCUGACAGGCGGCGCCGCACACCGCCUCUUGAUGCACCUCUAAUUAUCCUGACAUUGUCCUGAACUAAACUAAUGCCUGGGAAGCACCUGCACACACACACACACACACACAAGUCUGGCAGGUCCUAGUGCCUCUUGUCGUUUCUUUUUAACUGGGGUCUCACUUGCAUUUAAAGUACUUGAGCACUUAGGAACUUUUUAUGUCAGAUGCUAAAGGCUUACGGGUUGUUUUCUUUCAUACGUAUAAUACUUUAACUGAAAAAAAAAGCAACUUGCAGACUCAAAUAUCUAUUCAAUGGCUAUCUCAAGUCUAGAUUUAGAAUGAACACAAUGAAGUAAGCCAUUGACAGCAUGAAAUAUUGAAAGAGUCCUCCCCUGUUUUUAAAUCCCUUAAAACCUUGUGCGAGCAUGAGUUUUAGGAUCAGGGCAAUUUAAUGUUAUCCAAAGUAUGAAAGCCAUUCCUUAAGAUGUUUGCCAAUGUAACGUCCUUUUUGCAAAGUCUGUGACUAUUUGGACUGUUUUAACACCUCAUUGUUGUCCUCUGCUAAAGCUAAAGCAUGUGUUAUGUUACUGUCUUAGCAAACACAAGAGACCGUGUCUCCUGGACAAUGUGUUAUUAGCGGAGGCUUAAAGAUAUGUCACUCAGGCAUUUCAGCAGAUCACUGCUUUAGCUUGAAAAUUCAUCUCUCAGUAAAAGGCUGCUUUGGUCUCAUCACUUUUUAACUAUAAUUUGUCAUAAGUUGUUAUUUCAGAUUGCUGAAGGUACUCGAUGUAAAUAGUUCUAGUACUUUAUACAUAUUUCAUAUAUUAUUUUUUAUCCAAAAUAGAGAUGAGACUACAGCUUCAGAAAUGCAGGACCCCAGAGGCUUUCGUGAUUUGUUUUUUACUAUGAAUUAAACUUUUAAUAUAUCUGCAACUAUUCAUUAGAUGCCACUGAUCAAUUGUAAGUUGCUUAUACUUUCUUAGUUAAAACUCUUCCACUCAGAUCCCAAUAUUGUUGCCUUAGGAAUAAAUACACAAAGUUCAUCUUUAAUUUUAUUUUAUUUUCCAAAACUGACAAGCCAUAUGUGAAUGUCACUUGCAUUAAGUACAGCCUUAAACCAAAUCAAAAACUUAAUUAGUUUGUAAAUUAGGACUAUUUUUAACAAUUAAUAUUUUAAUUGAAGAGAUUCUAUGUUUUAUUGAAACAUCCUAGUAUAAAAUGAUAGAAGUGUAAGAUGUUUUUUGGGUUUUCUCUUUUUUUUAUUUGCUUUCAAUGAGGAUUCAUUAAAUGAAAACAUGAUCAGACAUUUUAACUCUAAAUUUCCUUUUCAUAAAUCGUUCAAAUAUGUUAGUCUUUCGUCUUCGAAUUAGUUCAGUUCUGUGCCCUAAUUAAUCAUUCAAUUUGUUUUCAUAUCAUGUGAGUGUAUUAAUGAUCUCCAUGCUGUAAUUAAAGUUCUUUAUAAAAACAA